This is a messenger RNA of Periconia digitata, 2553 nucleotides long. The record is from the annotation of a GenBank genome assembly. NCBI's taxonomy places the organism in Eukaryota, Fungi, Ascomycota, Dothideomycetes, Pleosporales, Periconiaceae.
CCCAUCGCUCGACGGAGGGAAAGAUUUUUUUUGGGUGGCCCGAGAGGUGUAUGCACAUAUCGGUUGGUCGGCGUUCUUGGGGCACCCCAUGACGCCACCUGACCAUUAAAAACCGUGCUGAUGGCCAACGUACUCCCUAAGAUCAGGAUUAUGGAUUCCUCGAGGGUUUCCCUGGAGAGGCAGGAUACGGGCGGGAAGGGAAGAGGAGGAGCAAGGGGUGAAGUGCAGCCAGUCACGGGCGUAAAACUUGCUUCGAAAUUGCGAAACCCUAUGGGUGCGGCACCGACAGCCUCGAACGAUGCGACAGCGCCUGCGAACGGGAAAAAGAGUAUGGAGAAGAAAAGUCUGGAGAAAAGGAGCUUUGAGAAGAAAAGCCCAGAGCAUGCGGAGGACACGGCAGUAGAUCCACUUUCUCAACACAUCUUCAAGCGGACGAAUACGUCGAACCUUCAGCGAUUACGGUCUCAAACCCUUGAUGGAUCGGGUCCGAUCCUCGCACCAACGGCCGAUACGCAUACGGAUACCAAGGGAGAUGCAUUGCGUGAAUUAAGUAGCGCGAGUAAGGCGGACAAAAAGAAAGGAGUCUCUUUCUUAAGCCGAUUCAUCGGCACUAAGAAGAAAACAGCGACUGAUGGUACAGAUGACAAUGGCUCUGAAGUCGAGGACCACAGACCUGAAGGUAUGGACGCCACGCUUUUCGCACACACUGGGGACAAUUUGGGUUUCCACCCAAAAUACCCUCAACCUCCGGCAUAUAUCAAAGUACGGACCAAAUUCAAAAAAGCGAAGGAGUUUAACCAUUUAUUCCUCGCGCAAGAGCUACAGUCGGGGACGAAGAAUAAACAUGUACCAGCUGUAGGGGCCAAUCCAGUGCCUCAAAGCGGCUCAGCGGGUAGUCAAAAUCCUGUCUGGGCUACAGAGUUCAGCCAAGACGGAAAGUAUCUUGCUGCUGGAGGGCAGGAUCGAGUCAUAAGAGUCUGGACGGUCAUCUCAACGCCAGAAGAGAGGAGGGUGCAUGAGCUGGAAGAGAGCAACAAGAGAAUGGCGGGUGGUGACGGCACGUAUCUCAGUGCGCCGGUCUUCCAACAGAAGCCUCAUAGAUUGUAUAUUGGACACGAGUCGACCAUCCUGGACUUGAGUUGGAGCAAGAACAACUUCUUGCUUUCCUCGUCAAUGGACAAGACAGUUCGACUUUGGCAUUUGAGCCGAAGUGAAAGCCUAUGUACUUUCAAGCACUCCGACAUCGUACCCUCGAUUCAAUUCCACCCCAGAGAUGACCGAUUCUUCCUCGCAGGUUCCCUCGAUACCAAGUUGAGAUUAUGGAGUAUCCCUGAUAAGUCGGUUGCGUACACCGCAAACGUUACCGACAUGAUAACUGCCGUUGCUUUCACUCCAGAUGGUAAAACUUGCAUAGCUGGUACAUUAGGUGGGCUUUGCUCGUUCUACGACACGGAAGGAUUGAAACACCAAUCACAAAUCCAUGUCAAGUCAACCAGAGGACAAAACGCCAAGGGCAGUAAGAUCACUGGAAUACAAGUCAAAGAGGUUUCGACUAGCAAAGACAAGGAAGACCUUAAACUCUUAGUUACAAGUAAUGAUUCCAGGAUACGCGUUUACAAUAUGCGAGACAAGAGUCUAGAACUCAAGUUUAAAGCGCACGAAAACAACUCGAGUCAAAUACGAGCCACCUUCGCCGACGAUACUAACCACAUCAUCUGCGGAAGCGAAGACCGAAAAGCCUACAUAUGGACCACCUCCGUCCCCGAAGCUGGUCGCAACCAACGGCCCGUUGAAAUCUUCGAAGCCCACAACGCAAUCACAACCUGCGCCAUCAUCGCGCCCCUCAAAACCCGCAGACUCCUCAGCGCCUCCGAAGACCCAAUCUUCGACCUCUGCAACCCACCUCCCGUAACCCUCAUCUCGCGCGAACCCUCCAUCGCAGAUUCCAAACCCCCCACCGAAACCGCCUCCUCCAACCUGAACACCCCCGCCGAACCCACCUUCCCCAAAGCCGCCGCCAGCCCAGCCUAUAUCUCGCGGUCAUCCCACCAAGACGGGAACAUCAUCAUAACCACAGACUACACGGGCUCCAUCAAAGUUUUCCGCCAAGACUGCGCCUGCACAAAACGCAUGCGCUUCUCCGACGCCGCCGCCUGGGACGCCUCGUCCGUCUUCUCCAAACGCACGGGCUCGAAAAUAAGCAUCAGUCGCACCGGGAGCCUCAUCUCGCGCUCUGGCGCCAACAACGCGAACCGCCGCGAUUCUCGCCGCAGAGACUCGACGUCCACCCAACCCCCCAACGAGCGCAUCAUGUCGUGGCGCCAGGAACUCUCCCACCAGCCUUCGAGCACGAGCUCGUCGCUGUUCGAAGCGUUCCAUGGGAGUGGAACGCCCAGGGCGAGCGGGACGAGGAGUUCGUCGCCGGCGAAGAGGAGAAGUCGGAUUAGCAUGAUCAGUAUGACCAGUGCGUCGAAUUCGCCGCGGUUGGAGCCGCAGGUUCUGACCGAGGAAGAGGCUGCUGGGGGUGUGCAGGGGUUGGGGCUGAGGAUUUGA